This is a messenger RNA of Mangifera indica (mango), 1191 nucleotides long. RefSeq names its product protein CWC15 homolog. Gene Ontology annotation, molecular function: RNA binding. The record is from RefSeq and is a predicted model, not a curated record. The transcript has 8 exons. Gene Ontology annotation, biological process: mRNA cis splicing, via spliceosome. NCBI's taxonomy places the organism in Eukaryota, Viridiplantae, Streptophyta, Magnoliopsida, Sapindales, Anacardiaceae. Gene Ontology annotation, cellular component: catalytic step 2 spliceosome. Bases 169 to 855 code for a protein of 228 amino acids.
CACAAACAACCCCAAGCCCCAUGACCCGAUAAGUGGGGUCCGAAUCAUUCACCGACUCCGGUUCCUCUUAUAAGCAAAAUUCAAUCCUCCUUUCUUUCCUACGCGACCUCGAUAGCGGACGAGAACAAUUAAAUUACAGAGUAAUCUAGCUAUUGAAAUCGAAACGACAUGACAACCGCAGCUCGACCGACGUGGGCACCGGCUAAAGGAGGCAACGAACAAGGUGGUACUCGGAUUUUCGGGCCGUCUCAGAAAUAUUCUUCCAGGGACCUUGCAGCUCAUACAAACCUAAAGCCUAGGAAAGAAGGUCAAGACACUCAGGAUGAAUUGCAGAAGAGGAACCUCCGAUAUGAGCUAGAAGAGCGUGAGCGGAGGCAUUUCUCAUCUAAGGACAAGUCAUAUGCGGAUGACAGAGAUCGCAGGAAGAGUAACCAUCUUCUGUUGGAAGGGAGUAAGAGGGAAACUGAAGACCGUCUGAUUCCACGCAAUGUAGAUGCUGAUGACUCUGAUGUGGAAGUAAAAACUGAUGAUGACAGUGAUGACAAUGAUGAUGACGAUGAUGACACUGAAGCUCUUUUGGCUGAGCUUGAACAAAUUAAGAAGGAAAGGGCAGAAGAGAAACUCCGAAAGGAAAAACAACAGUGGGAAGAAGAGGCUAAAACUAAGGAAGCAGAGCUUCUUCGCGGAAAUCCAUUGCUGAAUAAUCCAACUUCAUUUAAUGUUAAAAGAAGGUGGGAUGAUGAUGUUGUCUUCAAGAACCAAGCUCGUGGUGAAACCAAGACUCCAAAACGCUUCAUCAAUGACACUAUCAGAAAUGACUUCCAUAGGAAAUUCUUACAAAAAUACAUGAAGUAACUUCACUACUGAAGUAAAAUCUUGGGAAAAUGAUUUGAAAUCGUUUCUUUGUAAUUUUAAUUGUUGAUUGUGCUGGGUCGGAUUUUGAGAGUCAACUUGUAUUAAGAGUCUGUAUGAAGGUGGAAAGAGUUGAAUUGCCUUAGUCUGGAUAAUUGAGGACUACUUUGAUUUCUGGAGGUAGUUUUCAGUUCACAAUGGUGCCUUCUCUUUCCUGAUAGCUUGGUGAAUUAUAUUCCUUUUCUGAAAUCUUAAGUUCCAAGAGGCAGCUUAUUUAUGUAUAUCAGUUUUACAACUGCAAUUAGAGGUGGAUUCGAUCCCAACUGUUCAAGUUCAAAA